Messenger RNA from Gossypium arboreum, 1711 nucleotides. Its product is annotated as vicilin-like seed storage protein At2g28490. The transcript has 6 exons. Lineage: Eukaryota; Viridiplantae; Streptophyta; Magnoliopsida; Malvales; Malvaceae. The coding region runs from base 91 to 1512 and encodes 473 amino acids. The record is from RefSeq and is a predicted model, not a curated record.
ACAUAUACCACUCCUUUCAACUCAAAACCAGACCCAUAAACAACUACAGAGAAGAUCAUCAAUCAGUUAAGGGGGAAAAAAAGGCUAAAAAUGGGAAAAGGAGUGAGCUUUUUGCUUCUAGCACUUGUUCUCUGCUAUGGGGUGACAGUGACAAUGGGUUACAGAGGCGAGAAACAAUGGAGGAAAGAAAGAGAAAGGAGGGAAGAGGAGAUGGAACCUGAAGAAGAAGAACAAGAAGAAAGUGAAAGUAGAAAGAGUUGGUUCUUGAUGCCAAAAUCAAGGCCUGUGAUGACAACUGAUGCUGGAGAAAUGAGGAUGGUGAGAAGCCCUGGAGGGAGGAUCGUUGAUAAACCGUUGCACAUGGGAUUCAUUACCAUGGAGCCUCAGUCCCUUUUCAUUCCCCAGUAUCUUGAUUCCAGUUUGAUCCUUUUCGUUCGUACAGGGGAAGCCAGGGUUGGGUGCAUUUACAAAGAUGAGAUGGUGGAGAGACGACUGAAGAUAGGGGAUGUGUAUCAUAUACCUGCUGGGUCAACAUUUUACAUUUUGAACCCAGGUGAGGGGCAGAGGCUUCACAUCAUCUGCAGCAUUGAUCCCUCAGAGAGUUUGAAUUUGGAUACUUUCCAGUCUUUCUUCAUUGGCGGAGGAACCCAUCCAACAUCUGUCCUUGCUGGUUUUGGUCCUGAAACUCUUUCUACCGCCUUCAAUGUGUCGAUGUCGAAAUUGGAGGAAAUAAUGAGAGGGCAACAAGAGGGUCCAAUUGUGCAUGUGACCAAGUCUCAUGCACCAAGCAUUUGGACAAAGUUGUCUCAACUUCAAGAGCAAGAUAGGCUAAAGCAGGUGAAGAGAAUGGUCCAGGGAGAAGCUGAUGAAGAAGAGAAAGAGUGGUCAUGGUGGAAACUGUUUGGUAUUUUUUCUGGAAAUGAAAGAAGAAUUUUCGGGGAUAAAGCCCCCGACUCAUACAACAUCUACAAGAGAAAAGCCGAUUUCAAAAACGACUAUGGAUGGAGUGUUGCAGUGGAUGGAUCCGUUUAUAAACCUUUCAAACACUCUGGCACCGGCGUUUACCUUGUCAAUCUUACUGCGGGAUCAAUGAUGGCUCCACAUGUGAAUCCCAGAGCAACUGAAUAUGGCAUUGUAUUAAGGGGAACAGGUAGAAUCCAGAUUGUGUAUCCAAAUGGAACAUUAGCCAUGGAUGCGAGGGUAAGAGAAGGGGAUGUCCCUUUCGAGUUCUUUGGGUUCACAACAACAUCGGACAAGAACCGGCCUCAAUUCCUAGUGGGUGCAAACUCCCUGCUUCACACCUUCAACACCCCAGAGCUGGCGGCUGCAUUUGGUGUGACGGAGGAGAGGAUGAGGCGCUUCAUCAAUGCACAAAAGGAAGCAGUUAUCCUGCCAUCAGCAUCAGCAGCACCGCCUGACGAGGAUUUGAAGGGGAGGGAGGAGAAAUCUGAGGAUGAAGGCCCAAAGGUGAUAAGGAACUUUGGGGAUCAAAUGAUUAUGGGGUUUGAUUAAAUGAUUUGAGUUGUUGGGUUUGGGGUGUGAAUGGGAAUGGGAAUGGGAAUGUAGUAGGGUUAUUGCAGGCUAGGAAGCUUCUUGUUUUCCAGCGUUAGUUUUUUGAGCUUUUGCUUGUUUUAAUGUUUUAUUUUCAACCUUUUUUCUUCUUCUUCUUCUUCUCUUAUCAUGGAAUAAAAUCAAUAACCAUGUUCAUCCU